ACCGAUCCGAUGGAAGUUGGACCGGAACUGUGCUUUUGGACGGACAGUUCAACGGAGUUGAACAAGGCACCUCUGCUCACGUUUACUCAACCGAGUCAUGUCAAUCACACUCGCCCCUAUAUGGGCCACGGUUUGGCUGGUGUUGUACUCGAACUGGAGAGUGAUAGCGAGUUGGACGAAGAUUCCAGUAGGCGUUGGAACGAGGAAAUCAUCAAAGUUACCGGUGAGGAUUUGAUUGAACUUGAGCCGUCGAGUCCGGUCGCUCUUGAUCGACUGCACCCGGAAUCGGUGAAAUGUGUAAACGUGAUACGGCCUCACACACAUUGCACGGCAAGCUCCCCAACAUCGUCUAGCUCGGGGCCCGUCGAGACGGCUUCUCCCGCCAUUCUCGCUCAGAGUAUAUCCAGCUCGCUGAAUGAAUCGGCCAGCGGCCAGAGUACCGUGAACACAACACCUGCGACUACUAUGGAUUCUGACAAUGAGGCAGGCAAAUCGACAUCGAACGAAUCCACCGGUCAACUGGAGCAAACAAGGCAGCAUGUAGUUUUCCCGAACCAAACCUCAGUCAAUUGUCCUCUGUGUGAACGAACAUUUGUGAAUUUUCGUUCACGAAAUAUUCACAUGAACAAAACGCAUUCGGUUAAAACCAAUCCCUCCGGUCGCCAAUCAUCUCGUAAAGUGCCAACUACUCCAUUGACUGUGGACACGGCGACAGAGACCUUGUCUCCAACGCACAGCAGCCCAACGGGAUUGGCAAGUGUCCAGUCACUUCCUCAGUCGAAUAGCAGUCCUCAUCCAACCGUCACAGAAGACUCUGCCCAAUCCGCUCCGGCAGAGUCGAGCAUCAGCGACUGCCAACUUGCGUCUGCGCCAAAGGAUCUGGUCACAGAACCAAACAAUCCGGGACAGAAAUCGCGUCCGGUCUAUACGGUUUCCUCACCACCGCCAGGUUCACCAAGUAAGAUUGCUCUUCAUGAGAUUGUUGUUGUAUCGCUCGCUCACUCGAUCAGUUCCACCGAAACGAGUCUUGAUCACACUCCGGAACCGAAUCCAACCACCGGUUCGAACACAGAAAGUCAUUCGACCAUGGAUUCCGAAUGCACAGAGCCUGCACGACAGGUGUCCAUUACUGGGCAUUACAAAUCGCAUUAUAAUGCCACACAGAAACCAUACAUGUGUGAAGAUUGUGGGCAACGAUACACCUCACCAAGCAAUUUACACUAUCAUCGUGCCCGUUCCUGUCCGGUGUUGAAAUUAAAAGCCUCGCAGUUGAAUCAAGCACUGGGUGUGAACGAGGACACAGGUAGCAAAUCGGACAAAUCAACUGUUACAGUUAAUUCUCAACGUUCCACACCCAACACUCGUGUUGGGAAACGGGCUAAUCCAUUCAUUUGGAAACAACCGAGUGUCCCUUGUCAGUCGGGAGCACAAAUGACGAUGCGCAUCGAUCAAAAAGCUGCCGAUCAGUCGCACGAGUUGUCCCGCUCCGCCGACACCAGUGUGUUCACUGCACCAUCAAAAAAAGCUCGAUCCACCCGUCGGGCUAAUUCUUUACUCGCAGCACCAUGUCCUCCCACCGACACCUAUUUCACUAAACCACUUUGUUCAGCCGUGUUCAAUCAAUUAGAAAACACGAACAGCACGGAACUGAGCACUCGCUUUCCAGAGAAAUCCAAGUCAGAUGAAACAGCAGCAUCAACUAUUCAGGCCCAAUUACAACAAGUAAUUGAACAAGCGUGUCAAUCGGAAGAGUUACGUCAAAAAAUUUUAACUCUGACCUCUGCUGCGAUUGUCUCCGCUCUCAGUCCUCUCGCCUCAGAUCGAUCACAUCAUUUGCAAACAUUCGUUGAGGAAUUGGUUCGUUUGACAAGGCUCGCCGAGUUGAAUAAUUCCCCACAGUCGACUAGAACAACAACAACAACCGAGCAUCGUCCUCAUUCCUUCUCGUCCCCCUCCUCGUCGGAGUCGAACCCCAGUCACCUAGCCACUUCAACCGAUCCGAACCGGCACAACGCUGAGGUGGGUCUAUCUAGCACCGAUCGCGAACAACUAGGUGCACAAUUGAAUCGUCAACAUAUUCCGGUGAGCACUCCAAUCCGCACCCAUGGCCCUGGUUCCGUGCAAAAAAACAUUUGGGAAUUUCGGGACGAUCAUUCGGAAGCUUCAGCUGGUGGUGGUACUAGUACUAAUUCUCAGUCCACUGAAACCAGUAAAACUGCCUAUUCGCAGAUCGCGCUCAGUCAGCACUUGGAUGCUUUAUUUUCCGGCAUUGUUUCUUCGUCCGCCACGUCAAAAACGACGAACGUGAUUGCGCGUUCUGUUUCCUCUCCAACCCCUCAAUCGUCCAGAAUGUCUCGUUCUCGGGCGGAUUCACGUCCCGCCAUUCCAGUUCAGUGCCCGGAAUGUGACCGUUGUUUUUCCAGCCAUGCAGCGUGUCGUGUUCACGUUACCAAGUCCCAUCAAAAUUCCCGAUCUGGAGCUGGUGGUCAGGCGACGGGCAUCAAUUUGGCCGGCAAUACGCUGCUCAAAUCGAACUGGCGGGAAGUUUGUCCACGUUGA
Molecule: messenger RNA, 2559 nt
Organism: Echinostoma caproni
Lineage: Eukaryota; Metazoa; Platyhelminthes; Trematoda; Plagiorchiida; Echinostomatidae
Source: the annotation of a GenBank genome assembly